GAGAGAUAGAGAGAGAGAGAGAGGAGGCUGAGGCAGAGUAUGAGCAUCUCUGCUUGGCUUUCAAGCUGUCAGAGCACAGGCGGACGAAGAGAGAGAGAGAGAGAGUGAGGAAGACAGAACGAGAAGCAGCACCAACAGCAGCACGCCCAAAGCACAGGUUCUGACGAGCAGGGAUUUUAAGGAAAACAAACACUGAGCUGCGAAUCUCUUCAACCUGCAAGCGUUUCCUGCAAGGUUUAACCUUCACCACCUGCAGCCAUGAACUUCCUCAGACGACGCCUCUCCGACAGCAGCUUCAUCGCCAACCUCCCCAACGGCUACAUGACGGACCUCCAGAGGCCCGACCCACCUCCACCUCCUCCUCCCAGCGCUGCCUCCCAAGCUACUGCUUCUGGCCCAGCUCCAGCCCAAGGUGCUGCCACUGCUGCCAGGUCGCCCACCGCUGCCUCUCCAGGUCCAGAGCGUCGGCCCCAACCCGCCCAAUCCACCAGCUCAGGCUUCUUCAGCUCCAUCACCAACGUGGUCAAGCAAACGGCUGCAUCCGCAGGACUGGUGGAGCAGAGUCCGGCGGCAGUUGCCAAGAAGUUCAAGGUGCUCCUGGUCAUCGACGAGCCUCAGCAUGAAUGGGCCAAGCUGUUCCGUGGCAAGAAGGUCCAAGGAGAAUACGACAUUCGAGUGGAGCAGGCUGAAUUCUCUGAAAUCAACCUCGUGUCACACGCCAAUGGAACAUGCAGUGUGGACAUGCAGGUGAUCAGGAAUGGGACCAAAGUCGUCCGGUCCUUCAAGCCUGACUUUGUGUUGGUCCGACAGCAUGCGUUCAGCAUGGCCCAGAACGAGGACUUCCGCAAUAUGAUCAUUGGAUUGCAAUAUGCUGGAAUUCCUAGCGUGAAUUCACUGGAGUCUAUUUACAACCUCUGUGACAAGCCAUGGGCGUUUGCUCAACUGAUAAGCACCUAUAAGAAGCUAGGACCUGAGAAGUUCCCCCUUAUUGAGCAAACGUUCUACCCAAACUACAGGGACAUGAUUUCCAUGCCUACAUUCCCAGUGGUGGUGAAGAUCGGACAUGCUCACUCUGGAAUGGGGAAGGUUAAAAUUGACAAUCACAGCGACUUCCAAGAUAUUGCCAGUGUGGUUGCCAUCACUCAGACUUACACCACUACCGAAUCUUUCAUUGAUGCAAAGUACGACAUCAGGGUCCAGAAGAUCGGUAGCGACUACAAAGCUUAUAUGAGAACAUCCAUUUCUGGCAACUGGAAGUCAAACACCGGUUCUGCAAUGCUGGAGCAAGUAGCCAUGACUGAGAAGUACAAGCUGUGGGUUGAUGCCUGUUCAGAGAUUUUUGGAGGGCUGGAUAUCUGUGCAGUCAAAGCCAUACAUGGAAAGGAUGGGAAAGACUACAUCACUGAGGUGGUGGGUUCCUCCAUGCAGCUGAUUGGAGAGCACCAAGCAGAAGAUAGGCAGCUGAUAGCUGAGGUUGUCUUGGCCAAGAUGAACCAAGUGGCCACCCGCACACCCACUCGCUCUCCCCAGAGACCUCCAACUACUGUCCAGCAACCACAGAGCUUGACUUUAAAGGAAGGCCUGGCGGACCCCAACAGGGCUCCAUCACAGCGCGCCCCUCCUCAAGGGGCCCCAGUGAAAGCCCAAGAGUCCCAAGCUAAGAGUCAAGAAGCUCCAUCUGAGCCUGCCCCUAGCGCUCCUGCCCCGGAACCUGUGCCAAAGGCAGCUCCCGCCCCAACUCCUCCACCCACCACACAGCAGCCCAAGCCCCAAGGUCAGGCAACACCUGCACCAGCUCCAGGGAAGCCGACGGAACUGCCCCCCAAACCCCAGCCUCCAAAGCCUCUUCCCCCAAAGCCUGUACCUCCAGUGCGGCGAAACUCCAAGCCUCAGAUCCAACCAAAACCCCAGACCCCACCUCCAGCCAAGGCCCACCCUAAGGUCCAGUCUGAUGCCAUAGAUCAGGGUCAGGCCCAGACAGAUUUGGCUCCCACACAGGUACAAUCCCCUGCCAAAGCCCCUGCUAGGCCCCAGUCUCCUACCAAGGCCCAGUCCCCAGCUAAACCCCAGGUCCAACCCAAGCCUGUGCCUAAAGAGCAACCCCAGGUCGAAGCUCCAGCUCAGAGAGCGGCUCCAUCUGAAGCAACGCCCUCAGCUCCAGCUCCAUCUGCUGCCCCUGCUCAGGCUCCUGUAGAGGAACAGCCUGCACCUCAGCAGAAGUCUUCACACCCUUUCUUGAAUAAAUCCCAGUCACUGACCAAUGCCUUCAAUGCCUUCGGCGAGACCUUCCGCUCCAGCAACGAGGAUGAAGCCAAGGCGGAGACCAUCCGAAACUUGCGGAAGUCUUUUGCCAGCCUCUUCUCUGACUAACGACCCGUUUGUGGUUCCGAGGUCGGCCAUGGACUUGAUUUGACGAAAGUGUGUCCUGGUCUGAGGUUAACUCUAUGUAGCUGUAUACAUUGUACCCUCCUCCCAACUCUGCUGUAAAUGUCUGAAUGUCAAUAAGCAAGUGGAGAGUGACGUACAGUGAUUGUUCCCGGCAAGGUGUUGGUAUUUACAUUGUGUGAUUUGCACUGGUCUGAAACAUUGCCAUCUGGAAGAGGAAGAGGAGAAGGAAGAGGAGGAGGAGGGCAUUCGCGUUCAGAUGCAUGGUUCAGAGGAAACGGCAAUCGAGAGAAAAAGAGCCUGACGUGUGCUGAGAUCGUCCAUUAUCCCUUGAUGUUGUAGCCUUAUCGUGGAAGUGUUUAAUUUACCCAAAGACAAAUAUCUGUGAGUAGUUGACCCUCGUCCGUGUGUAUCUAGUUGAUCUGUUGUAACUAUUAGCCGACGAGACAUUAGUUCAACAUUACCUCGAUGAGACCUUUCUACAAGCACUUUCCUCUCCAAGAAUCCUACAGUAUGCAGUGCUUGGACUGGUCAGUCUCAAUGCAGUAGUGGCGUUUCUGUGGAAUGCCUGGUGUUCCGUGGUGUGGCUUGGGUCCGGCACAUAUCGACAUGUCGAGUUAUUCAUGAGUGCCAUGUAGUAUCCUUGCAUAUUGUAUUGUAUUGUAUGUUCAGCAUCUCAGGAGUUUAAGUUGUAAUUCAUUUCUUUCUGGCGCCAUGUUGUUCACGUUGCUGUUUUCUUCGGUUCACAGUAGUACUGCUUUGCAUGACCCGGCGACAGGUGUUUAUUUCUGUACAGGUGUCAAUAAAUAUGUGGCACUUCAUUCCACUGAUUUACUGGUGAACUA
Molecule: messenger RNA, 3230 nt
Organism: Pygocentrus nattereri (red-bellied piranha)
Lineage: Eukaryota; Metazoa; Chordata; Actinopteri; Characiformes; Serrasalmidae
Gene: syn2b
Product: synapsin IIb
Exons: 13
Coding region: 259-2370 (703 amino acids)
Biological process (GO): neurotransmitter secretion
Cellular component (GO): synaptic vesicle; synaptic vesicle membrane
Molecular function (GO): ATP binding
Source: RefSeq, a predicted model, not a curated record